This is a messenger RNA of Chara braunii, 2294 nucleotides long. NCBI's taxonomy places the organism in Eukaryota, Viridiplantae, Streptophyta, Charophyceae, Charales, Characeae. The record is from the annotation of a GenBank genome assembly.
AGGGGGGGGGGGGRGGACAGGGAUGAAUCUGAGUUUCAGACUCUGACUCCAGUGGCUGCUUUUUUUUUAACAUCUUAUGUGAUGCAGCGUCAUGACUAAACAUGCAGCACAACCGGUGAAGAAGCACUUCGAGGCUGUGAAAGCAUCUGGGGCAGCUGAUAAGGGAAACGAGGUGUGGAGAUGCAAGCACUGCAACCAGAAUAGAAGCGGGACUGCCUCCCGCCUGAGGGAUCAUUUCCUGAAAGGUGCCUGCAAUGUCGCACGUCUGAGAGGGACAAUCAGCAAGGAAGAAUUGCUACGGAGGGAGCAGGGAAGAGAUGCCGCCAUUGCAGAGCUUGGAGGUGCACUUACUGGAGCUGGUGCUGAGGUCGAUCUGUCUUCGAGCGAGGAUGAAAUCGACACGGAGGAUGCAGUCACCACUGCUGCUCUCACGAAGUCCUCGACAACGCACGCCAGGCAAACGAAGAUUGUCGAUAGCGCAGUUAUCAUCAAUGUGAACGAGCAAACCCAGCGUACAGUCGACGAUUGGAUGACAAUUGAGUGUGUGCCCGUCAACAUGAUGCGGAGCAUGUAUUGGGAUCGCAUGGUGAAGGCGCUGAUGAACGCGCCGAAGUCCUUCCAGUACGCCAAAUUCGACGAGGUGCGAACGAAAAGGGUGGCUGUCACGCGGAAGCGGGUGUCCGAAAGGAUGGAGCAGCUGCGCAAGGAAUGGUCCGGCAGCGACAAGGAUUGGAAGGAUAGCAUCGUGCUUCCCGGGCAGCGACAUUUGUUUGCUGCUACGACAAAGACAAUCCUCGACAAUGAUUUUUGGGCAGGAGUCGAGAAGGUGCAGAAGACGUCCGAGAAACUGCUUCAACUCUUGAAGUUGAGCGACGGAGUUGGACCGACGAUGAGCAAGAUCUACGGCGGGAUGGACGCAGCCGUGGAGAGCUUACGCAGCGAGGAGUGCUUCACAAAAAUGGAAAAGGAAGAGCUCAAGGAGAUCAUAAUGCGGAGGUGGAACACUAUGACUUCUCCGCUGCAUUGUGCAGCAAUGUUCCUUGAUCCUGAGUUCAGGGACUCGAGCUUGGAAAAGGACCCUGAGGUGAUGGAUGAUCUUUGGACGUGGGUGUACUCUUGGGCGAAACCAACGGAGUACAAGGAGUUGGACGACGAGGUGAAUUGCUGGAUUGAGGGGACGGGCAAAUUCAGAAGCGAGAGGGCACUUGCAGAGGCGGACAACGGCCAACCAGCCAGAUGGUGGAGAAAGUGGUGCACUGAGUUGCCGACCUUGCAGCGCCAGGCAAUCCGUUUGCUUGGACAGGGAUCGUCUGCUUCCGGUUGUGAGCGGAAUUGGAGUCUUUUCGAAAGGAUUCACUCCAAACCGCGCAACAGCCUUGCCUUCGCACAAUUGAGCACAUUGGUAUACAACAGAUGGAACCGGCAUCUGUUGGACAAGCUUGAGAAGAAGCCGGUUGAGAAGGAAGACCCAAAGAAGAAGCCUUGGAGGGAUGGGUUUGGGGGCUUGAUAGCAGAGCAAUUGUGCGAGGACGCAAAGAAGAGGGUGCAGGAGUGGAGAGCCAAGCUGCGUGGCAACAGGGAGGAGGCAGAGGAUUGUGAGGAUGAAGAUCAUGACAACGAUGAUGGCGCCCGUGAUCACGUGGCCAAGGCAAGCACCAUUGCACGCCAGCGGGCCACCAGCAGCUUGUUUGAGCUCGAAAGGGAGCUGAACAAGGAGCUACCUUCAUGGAGGAAGGCCAUACGGCCUUCCAAGUACCUCGCCCGCUUGCAUUUGCAGGAAUCUCAGAACGCAGGCAAGACUAUGACAUCCGAGCACGCUGAGAAGUAUAUUAAUGCAAGAGCUCAAGCGUGUGCACCCAAUGUGAAGGCGCCUGCAAAGAGGCCUCCGGGGCGACCACGUAAGAUGGCACAUGUGCAGGGCACGGAGGCAGAUGAGGAGCAGGCUCCCGGAAAUGUGGAGGCAUCCGAGCGGGGGAGCAAACAGUAUGCUGGUCUCGAGGUUGCAGCAAAGGGGCCUGGAAAAAGAUUCAGGGGGCGACCAAGGAAGGUGCUGCGGGAAGAGGAGGUGCAGGUGGACGCAAGGGAGACUGGGGAAGAGGGGGAAUCGUACCAUGUCGAAGUGGCUUGGAGGUAUGUAUGUUUUUGAAGUUCAUUUCUGAACUUUCUUAAAGUUCUUUAAUUGAUUUUAAAUUUUAUUUUUUUAACUUUUUAAAAGUUUUUUUUGUUUUGUCUGUUGAUCAGCAUCAUCUGUUAUUGAACCUUGAGGCUGCCCAAGUUCUAUGUAAGCCGCGAUG